ACGUAGCCCUUUAAGGACCGCCUCUGACGCACGUUGCUCGAACCGCGGGAAAAAGCAACUCCGCCGAAACUUUCUGGCUGUUAUUAGAUUGUGCGCGAAACAUGUCCAAGAAGAAAGGUUUGAGCCUGGAGGAGAAACGCACUCGGAUGCUGGAGAUUUUCUUUGAGACUAAAGAUGUGUUUCAGCUGAAGGACAUAGAGAAGAUUGCCCCAAAGACGAAAGGGAUCACACCCAUGUCAGUGAAGGAGGUGCUUCAGAGCCUAGUUGAUGACAACCUGGUGGACUCAGAGAGGGUGGGCACAUCCAACUACUACUGGGCCUUUCCCAGCAAGGCACUCCACACUCGGAAACGAAAGCUGGCAGAGCUGGAGAAGCAGCUUUCUGAGGGGAAGCAACGGAAGGGUGCUCUGCAGCAGGCUGUUGAAAAGGCAGAAGUGGGCCGCGAAGACACAGAGGAACGGGCCAACCUGGAGAAAGAGCUGCUGUCCCUUAGAGAGGAGCGUACUCGACUGCGGGCUGAGCUGGAGGCGUACCGGGAGUGUGACCCGGAGGUGGUGGAAGAGAUCCGGAAAAGCAACGUGACUGCUAAGGACGCCGUGAGUAGGUGGACGGAUAAUGUUUUUGCCAUCAAGUCUUGGGCCAAAAGAAAGUUUGGCUUUGAAGAAAACCGCUUGGAUAAAGCUUUUGGAAUACCAGAGGACUUUGACUACUUGGACUGACAAGGUCGUCUGCUACGUGUGGGCCCCCCACAACCACUGUAAACGUAAAUAUGUUGUAAAUGCAAGUGCAUUUAAUAUUUUUAUUUCUGUUAUGGUUUUGCGCUAAGGGGAGGUUCUCUUCAGGCAGGUGGCAGUUUUAUAUUAUGUGUAACUAGAGCUGUUGCUAUGCUAACCUUUGACUCCUCAAGGGCUUUUUUUUCCCCCCUCACACGCACAUGCAAGCAGGCUGACUUUCAAGACACCUGUUUGCAUGAAAACCGAGAGGCCGUUGCCGUGCUCCUGUGGCGUUGAAAACAUAAGCCAAGACGAAUGCAGCACUAGCACGUUGAUUUAAUUUUCACAGUUUUGUCAAAGGUUCUUGUAUUAACCAUUUCAGCUGAUGGAUUAUUAUGAGUUAUUCUAGAGGGAAUAGUUUUUCAUGUUUGUUUUUUGUGAACACAGUGGAAAAAAUGUAAAUCAAGCCACGCUUUCUUCUGAGGUUUAAUUUUCAUACAAAGUGAUGGGCAGUCAGUUGCAGUUGGCCACCCUCACCCGUAAAGUACACUGAAAUUCUUGGAAUGUUGCUGUAAUCGUUAGUGUUGAGUUGAACAUUGUCUAAUACUCCUUGGACACGAGCAAUACCUGCUGCAGGGCUAAAUAUUAGUUUUUAUAUGGGCAACCUAUUUUUAUGGGCAGCUGUUCAAGUAUGAUGAAUAAAGCAAGGAUUGUCAUGACAAAGCCCUUUCCCCUCUGCUGAAUUUAUUAAGCUCUUGUGCAAUGUUUUGCAGAAGCUCUUCUUAACUGAUUUCAUGUGCCUCAAAUUGCCAAUUUGCUGGAGGGAGUCCAGACCUCCUGGUGAAUACGGUGUGUUCAAUUUCUGCUGGCACUGGAACACUGCAAAACAUUUUUUCAUAAACAAAGGACCAAUGCAUGAGUCAUCCUCACUGUGUUGUGUGGUGUGUAUAUAUUCAAACUCACUGAGCUUGCAGUAGUGUGUUACCAGGUUGUGUGUUUGUGCUUUUGAUUGUGGUGUUUAAAUAAAAACAGCGAGAGUGAUUUUCAUUAGAAAAGAAAAAGUCUUGCAUCUGAAAGCCAACUGUUUUGGAAUCAAGAUUACACUGGGUUUAGGCCCAGGUCUUGUAUUCUUUCAUGUUCCUUGUAUAGUUGGAAUUCAUAAACUUUAUACACCCUUAGUCAAUGUUUUCAGUAUUGUGUUUUCCUUUGCCAUUUUCCUUAACCAUUUGUUCUCUGUAGGUUUGCGGCGGUCUGGCGAUUUUCCUGGACGCGCGUCCGCGCGCACGCACGCAUGCAGGCAUUUUUGAGUCACACAUCUACUGAAAUAUGUCUGCAAACUGUGGGAGGAAUCCCAUACAAACACAGGGCGAACGUGCAGGAUACACAGACUGAGCUGCAUUCAAAGCCAUGUCUAAAUGCACAGGCCAGGAGCUGUGAGGCACUAUGUAAAUUAAAUAGGUGUAUUUCAUAGUGAGGUGAUAUUGUUACUGUCAGAUGCUAAUUAAAUUUAUUAAUGUGACAAAGUGUUAGAACUGUGAUUCAUGGUCGGCACAUGUGAAAUUCCCCUUCCAUCAGUAACGUAAAAAGAAUUGCUAAGGCCAAAAUGAAAGGCCUGCAAGACCCUGCAUACUAUUACUGUACUGGUGGAAAAAUCUGCUGUCAUUCAAAUUUCUUCUGUACUGAGUUUUUCUAAAAUUGUCAUUCUUGUAUUGCAGACAUAACAAAGCUGAGCAUUCUAGGAAUCUGCAAAUCCAUGCAUUCAUACAUUUAUACACACAAAAAUGGACCCCUCUUUUGAAGCAUUUCCUUUUGUAUUUUUGAGUCACUAGCAGUUGGCUCUAAUAUAUUUUUUACACUUUGAAUAACCUCGGUUUCAAUUUUUAGAUGUUCGGGAGAAAAGCGACUGUCUUCUGUGCUCACUUUCAAAAUGCUAGUCUGUUUAUACACCUGAAAAGAUGACACAUCAUCUGUUUGGGCUUAUAUGUAAUAAGGCUGGGGUUUGGUUGCCAAAAACCUUCAUGUACCUUUGAUUUCAGCACCGAAAAUCCGUGAGAGUCCAUGUACUCAUUUGUUAGGUUGUCUUUUUAUUACCUUUUUUUAUACCCUAGUCCUGUGGUGCCUGAUUGAGGAACACUGCACACUGAACAGGAGGAUGUGAAAAUUUUUUUUUUUUUUCAGUCAUUUUAAAGUCAUCUUAAUGUUGGUUCAUGUCAAUCAAAUGUAAAUUGACAUUCCAUCCACAUUGUAUCCUGUUUUAUGCCUGUUUCCAGGACAGAGGAACACUGAAACCCUGUAUGAGCUGUUGAUGGAAAUAGAAUGAAUAAAAAAAGUCUUAGUGAAUUUUCAAUUAAUUUUGUCUGUUGUUUUUAAUAGAACUGAUUGUGAUGUAUUUGCACUUUUGAACAGUUCUGUGUUAUGGAAAAACUUCC
Molecule: messenger RNA, 3142 nt
Organism: Scleropages formosus (Asian bonytongue)
Lineage: Eukaryota; Metazoa; Chordata; Actinopteri; Osteoglossiformes; Osteoglossidae
Gene: mnd1
Product: meiotic nuclear divisions 1 homolog (S. cerevisiae)
Exons: 8
Coding region: 102-719 (205 amino acids)
Biological process (GO): reciprocal meiotic recombination
Cellular component (GO): nucleus
Molecular function (GO): double-stranded DNA binding
Source: RefSeq, a predicted model, not a curated record